AUCAGAGGGGGAGAGUCACAGAGAUAUAUGGGAGAGUGACUGACACACAGGAGGAAACUACAGCCGGAGGAGCGGGAAACAAAAGGAGGAGAGCAGUAAAAUAAUAGCCAGCUUUACGGUUAAUUGAGCGCCUGACGUUCAGGUUUGCGGAGAUUCAGCGGAAGGAAAAGUUCAGAUCCCACGAACCAGCGCGUGGGAGUGGGAAGCAGGAUCGUGACUGACUGAGGCUGAAGCUCCACUGUCUGUCUCGUCAUGGCAGGACCUGGAGGUGACAUGCAGUGGUGCUUCUCUCAGGUGAAAGGAGCCAUUGAUGACGACGUAGCUGAAGCGGACAUCAUAUCCACAGUUGAGUUUAACCACACAGGGGAGCUGCUAGCCACAGGAGACAAGGGCGGUCGAGUUGUCAUUUUCCAGCAGGAAAUAGAGCAGAAUAAGAAUCAGCCUCAGUUCCGGAGCGAAUACAAUGUUUACAGCACUUUCCAGAGCCAUGAGCCCGAGUUCGACUACUUGAAGAGUUUGGAAAUAGAAGAGAAGAUCAACAAGAUCCGCUGGCUGCCUCAAAAGAAUGCCGCUCAGUUCCUGUUGUCAACUAAUGAUAAGACAAUCAAGUUGUGGAAAAUCAGUGAACGGGACAAGAGACCAGAGGGCUAUAAUCUCAAAGAGGAGGAUGGACGCUAUAAAGACCCCAACACUAUCGCAUCACUGCGGGUACCAGUUUUAAUACCCAUGGACCUCAUGGUAGAAGCCAGUCCUCGGAGGGUGUUUGCCAACGCUCACACCUACCAUAUCAACUCUAUCUCCGUCAACAGUGACAACGAGACUUACCUGUCUGCAGAUGAUCUCCGCAUCAACCUCUGGCACCUUGAGAUCACCGACCGCAGCUUCAACAUUGUUGACAUUAAACCGGCCAACAUGGAGGAGCUAACGGAGGUGAUCACAGCAGCAGAGUUCCACCCUCAUCAGUGUAACACUUUCGUCUACAGCAGCAGCAAAGGAACCAUCCGUUUGUGUGACAUGAGGGCUUCAGCGCUGUGUGACAAGCACUCCAAAUUGUUUGAGGAGCCAGAAGAUCCCAGUAACCGCUCCUUCUUCUCUGAGAUCAUAUCCUCCAUCUCAGAUGUAAAGUUUAGCCACAACGGACGCUACAUGAUGACCAGAGACUACUUGUCUGUUAAGAUCUGGGAUCUGAACAUGGAAAACAGGCCAGUGGAGACCUAUCAGGUUCAUGAGUACCUGAGGAGCAAGCUGUGUUCGCUGUAUGAGAACGACUGCAUCUUUGACAAGUUUGAAUGCUGCUGGAAUGGAAAUGACAGUGUGGUUAUGACUGGCUCAUACAACAACUUCUUCCGGAUGUUUGACCGCGGCCAGAGGCGGGAUGUAACCCUGGAGGCCUCCCGAGAAAACAGCAAGCCCAUGCAGGUCCUAAAGCCUCGCAAAGUGUGCGCAGGCGGCAAGCGCAAGAAGGAUGAAAUCAGCGUGGACAGUUUGGACUUCAACAAGAAGAUCCUUCACACUGCCUGGCACCCCCAGGACAACAUCAUCGCAGUGGCAACGACCAACAACCUCUACAUAUUCCAGGAUAAAGUGAAUUAACACCGGGGUUAGGUUAUGUGAGAUCUGGUGCGGGUGACGUCAUGUGUACUACCCCGCAGCCUCAUCCAGGGUGAUCCGCUGUAAUGCAGACAACCAGCAUCCCUGUCCGUCGCUACUGGGUGACCAGACUUUGCCACUUUGUUCUAGAUGUGGACAGAGGAAGCCUCGCUCUUGCCCAUCAUCAGCCUGUCUGUGGCAGAGUUAACACCUGCCUUGUUGUUUAAGUGAUGUUGUGCCAAUUUUUUUCCCCCCCUUUUUGGUAUGGCUUUUUUUUUGCCAGCCCACUUGCCCUUUUCUUCCCUGGGGUGACAUGGGUAAACAGUUUAAUUUCCUUAAAAUUCUGAAUACAGACACACUUAUUUUUAUAACUUUCCCCCCCAAUGGCUCUGUGGUAGAAAAUGAAAAAACACUUAUUUAGUAUGUCCCCUUAUUGUCCUGUGCCAUUGUAGUGUUUAUUUUUCUAAGAAAAAAAUUGCCAGUCUUUUUUUUGUGUGUAUACACCUUUUAUUAAUUCAUCCGUUAUACUGUCAUAGUAUUCUUUGAAUCUCUUCACAUGUCUCCCCUCGUUCAUUAAACCACGCAUACUCAUCAGUCACAAACGUAUGCUCACAGUUUUCUUUACGCACUUGCUGCUCUGUACAGGACAGCGACACCUCAGCGGUUGCCUCGAGGAGUUUGAAAACGACAGUGUUUUUUCACAGAUUUGAAAGCCCGGCCCAGUGAGGAGUUGUCCCGCUCACUGUUGUGUUUCUCAGGCUCUGGGUGGUCAAAUAGGUCCAGACUCCAGAAAAAGAUUUUCUCGUGUAUUGGCUCUGUCUUGACAUCUUUGUGCAACGGUUCCUCUUCCUCCUUUUGUUUGUGUUCGACAAUAGUCAGGUAUAAGAGAUAGCCUAUUCAAAGAUAAUUAUUAUGAUUGUCAUAUUUAUAUUAAAAAAAAAGUCAAAACGUCA
Messenger RNA from Centropristis striata (black sea bass), 2543 nucleotides. It is a transcript of the gene ppp2r2ab, whose product is annotated as protein phosphatase 2, regulatory subunit B, alpha b. The record is from RefSeq and is a predicted model, not a curated record. Gene Ontology annotation, biological process: peptidyl-serine dephosphorylation. Gene Ontology annotation, cellular component: protein phosphatase type 2A complex; cytosol. Lineage: Eukaryota; Metazoa; Chordata; Actinopteri; Perciformes; Serranidae. The transcript is spliced from 10 exons. The coding region runs from base 253 to 1593 and encodes 446 amino acids. Gene Ontology annotation, molecular function: protein binding; protein phosphatase regulator activity.